AUGGCCUAUCUCACUGCCAUGCUCUCCAGUUACUACAACACCAAGUCGGUGCUGCUGUGCCUGGGGAUCACGGCCCUGGUGUGUCUGUCUGUCACCAUCUUCAGCUUCCAGAGCAAGUUCGACUUCACCUCGUACCAGGGCGUUCUCUUCGUGCUGCUCAUGGUGCUGUUCCUGGGGGGGCUGGUCCUGGCUGUCAUCCUGCCCUACCAAUACGUCCCGUGGCUCCACGCGAUCUACGCUCUGCUCGGGGCUGGGAUCUUCACCAUGUUCCUGGCCCUGGACACGCAGAUGCUGAUGGGGAACCGCCGGUACUCACUGAGCCCCGAGGAAUACAUCUUUGGAGCCCUCAACAUCUACCUGGACAUCAUCUACAUCUUCUCCUUCUUCCUGCAGUUCUUUGGCUCCAGCCAGGAGUGAGGGCAGCGGGGCAGGAUGCUCCCUGUGCUGGCAAAUGUGAGGGGUUAAAUUGAAAAGCAGAGGUGAAAGGGUUCAAA
Messenger RNA from Motacilla alba alba, 494 nucleotides. Its product is annotated as protein lifeguard 2-like. Gene Ontology annotation, biological process: negative regulation of apoptotic signaling pathway. The coding region runs from base 1 to 417 and encodes 138 amino acids. NCBI's taxonomy places the organism in Eukaryota, Metazoa, Chordata, Aves, Passeriformes, Motacillidae. The transcript is spliced from 5 exons. Gene Ontology annotation, cellular component: membrane; endoplasmic reticulum; Golgi apparatus. The record is from RefSeq and is a predicted model, not a curated record.